Molecule: messenger RNA, 1039 nt
Organism: Chrysoperla carnea
Lineage: Eukaryota; Metazoa; Arthropoda; Insecta; Neuroptera; Chrysopidae
Gene: RabX5
Product: ras-related protein Rab-34
Exons: 6
Coding region: 67-882 (271 amino acids)
Molecular function (GO): GTPase activity; GTP binding
Source: RefSeq, a predicted model, not a curated record
UGUAAUAGUUAAAAUUUAAUAAUUAUAAAAUAAUAAUUUUUUUUUGUGUGCGUUUAUUUGUGUGAAAUGUUUGAAAGUCGUUCCGCUGUUUAUAAAAUGUUAUUGGAAGCAGCAUCGAAAGAUCGAACAAUUCAUGAAUUCCCGAAACCGUACAGUUUAGAUUGUACACCGUAUAAAGACUGUGAUUUUAGUGAUUUAGUGAAAAAUGCUUGUUUAAAUGGCCUUAAUUUACAUACACCAAUUAUUACUGGUUUGAAAAUUUGUAAAGUAAUUGUUUUAGGUGAUGUUGCUGUUGGCAAAACAAGUCUAGUAAAUAGAUUUUGUCAUCAAGAUUUUGAUAACAAUUACAAAGCUACAAUUGGAGUUGAUUUUGAAGUCGAACGUUUUGACAUAUUAAAUAUCCCAUUUAAUGUCCAAAUAUGGGAUACAGCCGGACAAGAAAGAUUUAAGUGUAUCGCACAAUCAUAUUAUAGAUCGUCUCAUAUUGUAAUACUGGUAUUUGACCUCUGUAAUUUAAUGACACUUUCAAAUUGUAAAAAAUGGUUAGAUGAUGCACUAAAGGUGUCACAAGAUCCGAUAAUAUUUCUGGUUGGAACCAAGAAAGAUUUAAUGGGUAAUGCUGCUUAUGAAGGAGUCGAAAGGCAUAUUAUGAAAGUUGCCAAAGAAUUGAAUGCCGAAUAUUGGCCAGUAUCAGCUCGUUCCGGUGACGGUGUUCAUGAUUUAUUUGAAAGAAUGGCUGCAUUGGCGUUUAAUGAUUUGGUUGAACAAGAAAGGGAGAGUGUUAUAAAUGCAGUCAAAAUUGGAUCGGAUUUAGUUACGUUGAAGAAUUCUCAAAAAGAAGUUACUACAAAGAAACCAUUUUGUGUGAUAGGUUGCAGUUAAUAUUGAACCAAAAUUCCUUUAGUGUUCAUUAGAUCUUGUAAAAGAACCAGAGAUGUACCUACACCGUCAUAUAUUUUUUUUAAUAAUUAUUAUGUAGUUAAUAUAUUUUUAACCAAACUGACAUAUACAGCACAUAUUUUGUAGGUAUUUAUUGAUU